Ornithodoros turicata is the source of this 4682-nucleotide messenger RNA. RefSeq lists its product as uncharacterized. Gene Ontology annotation, cellular component: plasma membrane. Gene Ontology annotation, biological process: regulation of intracellular pH; sodium ion import across plasma membrane; potassium ion transmembrane transport. NCBI's taxonomy places the organism in Eukaryota, Metazoa, Arthropoda, Arachnida, Ixodida, Argasidae. Gene Ontology annotation, molecular function: potassium:proton antiporter activity; sodium:proton antiporter activity. Bases 981 to 4481 code for a protein of 1166 amino acids. The transcript is spliced from 23 exons. The record is from RefSeq and is a predicted model, not a curated record.
AGAUCGCCAGAGACAGAGGUAGAACAACAACAACAACAAUAUUCCCGGUGCGCAGAAGCAGCGUCAGGCGGGGUACACAAUAACUGAAGCAGAUGACGGACCAGUGCUCUCAAACUUCCCAUGCUGCUUUGCGCCGCACGCUUGGUGGCGCGCCCAUCUUUUUAAAAUCGUCUACUGCUCAGAAUCGGGCAAAGAAGGUUGCCAGAAAAGGAUUACACGAAUUCGUUAAUACAUUCCUGGGUUACUACUGCUUGCUCUGCUGCAGAAACUUUUACUUUUUACAAAUAAUUAUGCCUCGUCCAGUAGUAAAGCCUUAUGAACCAUCAUGCAUGGCGUGUUCACGGUUUCUUGCUCAUUUCUCUUUUCUAGAAGCCGCGGCAUUGUUAGUAAACCGUAUGCUAUUUCGAUUUUACGGCUGGCCUUAUCUCGCUACCGCGACAUCGCUCUCAGUGACUUGCGGGCUCUGUUCUGCCGCGCAGACAAUCCGCCGAUUCGCGAAAAACUCGUUACGUUUCACCAUACCUCAAAACGGUCCUCACUCACCGUACAUAGCGUUGUGACAUCGUUGUGACACCGUCACACUAGUGACGUCCGCUAGUUUGGUUGCUCGUGUCUACGUCAUCGCAUUUUGAAACCAGGUGUGAACAUGCCGUUCGUUAUUCUCGUUCAUUUCGAAAACUGUUUGGGGAAAAUUUUUCAUUUGGCAUUUACACGUAAGAACCGAAUACGAUUCCAAUUUCAAGAUUGUCGACAGCCCCACUUUGGCAAAAUUAAUACACGAAUCAAUCAUUGUUACGUCAGGCCACGCCACCAAAGCCACGGAACAUUGUUGUCUUGACAUAAUAACCCGCAAUUAUUAGGAAAAUGAGAAAGGCCCAACGGAAGGCAGUCGUGUUCUGCCUUGAGCGUCAGUGCUUGUGCUAACUAUGGAGUUGAAUGUGUUCCCAUAUACGUAUUUAACUUUUCAGGUUGUUUGACCAAUGUCUUCAAAAGGCAGUUACGGCAUUCUCUCGAAUGAUGCGUCGGCGGGGGGAGACUUUUUGGAAGAUUACUUGGGGUUCUUCGCUUUCCUCUUCGUAGCUGCGUGCCUGAAGACAAUCCAGCGCCAGAUCCGCAUCCCCUACACGACAGUGGUGUACAUCCUGACGACAGUGCUCAUCUGCUCCCUCGUAAUGAUGAAAGGCGCGGGCGAGAGGACAUUCAAGGUGUCUACGGGGGUCGUGGGCCUCGUCGGCACGCAGGCCAUUCGGAUUUUCGUGCCAGCCUUCGUCGUCCAUUCAACACAGGGCAUCAAUAGCUACAUAUUUCGCCGAUGCCGCUUCGAGAUCAUGGUCUUCUCCAUCGGAACCUUCAGUAUAUCGGCAGGCAUGGCGUACUUGUACGCUCGGAAGAUAGCCGAUGACACAUGGAAGACGAACGAAUGUAUUUUCUUCGGUCUGUUUCUCUGCUGUGUCGAACGCAUGCCGCUCAGCGAUGUCCUCUUCGAUGAAGGCCGGUACCCGGUGAUCGCUACCAUGAUCCAGUCAGAAGCCCUGUUCAGCACGGCCAUUAUGUGGUUCCUGUACGGCCUGUUGUCUGACUCCGCGGAUGUCGACGGCAGCCCGAACCAGAACAGUCCGUUGGUGUUCCCUUUCCAAAACCAGGUUCUUGCGCUGCUUGUAGGAGCUCUGAUGGGUGGUAUGGCGAUGAUGGCACUACGCGUGAUUCCUUUCGGCAGUGAGGCGGCUGUCAUGGUGAUUGUCUGCUUCACCUACCUCACCUAUUUCUUCCUCGAGACAUUGGGCAGCUCUGGUGUAACUGGUGUCAUCGCCUACACGAUGAUUAUCAACACCCACCGUUUCAUCUCGUGCACGGAGCUCCAGGACACCCUCGAAGACUAUUGGGCCGUGCUGUUUGAUGUGACGGGAACCUUCUCGACGUUCGUGGCGGCGUCGUACACAGCCCGCUUGCUUUCGAACUAUCACAUGGGGUUCGACUUCGCCGACAUGUUCUUAUGCUAUGUUUUGAAAAUGUGCAUUCGAUUCGUGGCCGUCUCCUUGCUGUAUCCCGUGAUUGGGCAUUUCGGCUAUCGCAUUUCGGCCAGGCAGGCGCUCCUCCUCAUCUGGAUGGGAGUUAAGGGAACCUACGUCAUAUCCCUCGCAACGCUCUAUCACAUCGUCAACACCGACACCCACACAGAAAGCGUUGCAAAGUCUUUCAUGUUCAUCGUGUGCGACAUGCUGCUCACUCAAGCCAUCAAUGUGUCCUUCUUGCCUCAACUGCUCAGCGCACUGGGCUUCUCGGAUGUGUCCGAGGUUGAUUGCAACACAAUGAAGGAUGCCGUCAUGUACAUCCAGGAGGUUGCCGACAACGCUGCAGCCAUCAACCACAAUGACCCUUAUUUUCUCCUGGCCGACUGGAGAUGGGUUCGAAAGCGUACGCACGUCGUAAACCCUCUCGAGGCAUCCUUUCGUUUCCAGAGAAGCAGAAACAGAUCUAAACGCGACAAACGGAAGCGGGAUAAGAAGCAGUCGCAAGAGCAUAACCAGAUAAUGGCCGUUGAAAAUGUCCUUCGGAUUGAGUCGGUGAGCUUCGCCCGGCAACAUCGGGAGGGAUCGAUCCAAAAGAAGACGUUGAUGGCUCUGGUAGCAGCGUUGCAGUAUCCAUACGACAAGAAAAUAUACCUGGACAUGGACAUCAUCGCUUCUCUGGUUGAUAUUCCCAAGUGGGUGUUGUGGAUAAAAGAGCGUAUCGCGGUACCAACAAACGAGGAUAAAUCUGUGAGCGACGACAGCGCUUCUCUGACGGAACGUAUUGCCAAGCCAAUAAGCGAAAAGCUAAUGGACUUGUUCGAGCACGAAUACUACGAGAUGGUCAUCACCAACACGACGCUCGCAUUUGUAUCCGUCUUGCUCGGAUUCCUCAAUGCUGUUGUCCUUUACCACGAAGUCAGUCUGUUAUUUCUGCUUGGCAUUGAAGCCGUCUACCUCAUUAUGUUCUUCAUCGAGGUUGCCCUCAUGGUUUCGGCUUACGGACAGAAGCUGGUGAACCUGGACUACUACAACAGGUUGGACCUGCUUAUCCUCGCCACGUGCGCCUGCGUGUUCGCGGGACAAUGCGUGCUGUGGGUGAUCAAGGAAGAUGGUAUUCAUGUGUGGCUUUGCGUCGUCUUUAUUCUCGUGAUCGCCGUGCGACUAGCACACGCCGUCAAGUACAUCGAGCUGGUAGGCUUGUGGACGUCCUCUCUGAUCCACCGCUAUCUAGACGCCGUCAUCUAUUCUGCAUAUGAAGCUGGCCAUGCCAUUGUGACGGGAGAAGAGGAGGUGCAGAGGUACGUCUGGAAGUACGUCGACUCCGCUGACCUGGCCAUGGACAUCCGCAGUCAUGCGACAGUUAACAGGCUGACGGUAUUGCGAAAGCUUGCCGAUAUCCAUUCUCGCUUCCCGGGCAUCAUGGUGGCAUUCCGAAGUCGCCUGGCGAGCACUACCAUCCUGGGAGACCUGAGCCGCCGACUGGCGGAUAUGCGGAUGGAUGGACUGCUGGAUGCCGAAGACAACAAGCAGCUACGACUGGAAGUCCAGUACCAACACGUGCGUAUAAUUGGAGAACCAUGCAGCUUGCCCACCAGCUAUACGCCCAUCGCAAUGCUAAGGGUCAUUCCUUGGAUCAAGUCGGACAUCAUACGGCAGUUCUUGGCGAUAAAAAUACGACCAGUGUCUUUCAAUGCCGGCGAAGUGAUCGUGGAGCGUGGCGAAGAGAACCCAAUAUUGUUAACGUAUUCUGGAAUCUUAAAGAUCGAAGGACAACACGAAGAAAGCGGCGACGGAGCCCUGCCUAACUCUGCAUCGCACCUUUUUUACUUCAACGAGGGUUAUUUUGCCGACUUUGUGGCAUCUCCAGCCUGCGUCGGAGAACUGGGACUGGUCACCGAGGAGCAUUCAAUCACGAGGAUCAUCGCCGAAACUCAAACCAAUGCUUACAUAAUACCGAGGGAGCGUAUUAUGGAAGGGAUGAGAAUAUUCACGCGUCCACCUAGCUUCCUUUACGAGAUCUGGGCCUACAUCGCCAGGAAUGUCGGGCUAUUAAUUCUCCAGACUCAUCCUAAAUAUCAGACGUGGCCACCAGGACGCUUGAAGCGACGUCUAGAGACUUUUCUGAUGCCCAACUUGGAAAAUGCGUCCAGAUUCAUGCUCACUUCAGAUAUCUACGACACGAUGCUGAUCCAAGGCGUCGCUAUUGACACCGAGACGCAAGAGCUUCUAACCGGGCCAAUGUACAUUCCUCACUGGGUGCGAAGGCUUAACCUUCCGGGUGUCUACCAUCAUCGCGUCCGACCAGUCCUCCUGAUCAUAGCCGACAAGCGAUACCGGCUGCCCACAGAGGUGGACUGGCUGCAACCUUGCGAGGGAGCCGAAGACGACGAAGGCCAAUAUCAGGAGUACCUCAAUAGGGAGUUUGGGCCUCAAGAACAGCCACAGCUCUUCUUGGAGGACGACAACUGACUCCUUCGAUGUCAUAUAUGCAUAACUUCGGAAAUUUCUGAAUAUUAUCUUGCUCUGUGUAGACACAAGUUGCAGCCUUUAUCGAGUAUACUAUAUAUAUAUAUAUAUCUUUGGGGCACGCUUUUGUUAGCAUGAUUGAUUCACACAGGACUCUCUGACGUGGGCCAGGAGAAAUAACAUAUAAAUGCCACAUUAACUGCA